Messenger RNA from Aspergillus pseudonomiae, 1058 nucleotides. RefSeq names its product Clr5 domain-containing protein. The coding region runs from base 194 to 910 and encodes 238 amino acids. Lineage: Eukaryota; Fungi; Ascomycota; Eurotiomycetes; Eurotiales; Aspergillaceae. The transcript is spliced from 3 exons. The record is from RefSeq and is a predicted model, not a curated record.
GCCUGCGCGAUCGGCCUGUAACCUUGGUGGCUUUUGGCUCAAGGGGGCGUUUACCUAGUUCGUAUUUUCUUUUGCAGAAGUAUCCCUGUCUCCCAGUUGUAUAUAUGUUUCAAGAGGACCCCUUGAUCUCUCACCAUGUUUUUUUGACAAUCAGCCUGGGAUAGACUGAACAAUUGAUCCAACACCAUCCACUAUGAAACAUACGAUCUCUUUUAGAAUGUGGGAGAUGAAGAGAGGCUUGAUCAUCAAACUCUAUCAAGAGGAAGAAUGGCCUUUAAAACAAGUUCUUAAAAGAAUUCGUUCGGAGACAUUCAACCCAAGUGAGACUCAAUUACGGAGUCGCUUGAAGAAAUGGGGUGUCACCAAGCUAUCUCGUCGCCGCAGUCAGAACAAGUUUAUCAUGAGUCACCAUGAAGACCUGAGCAAUGAGAGCGGCUUCAAGUCGCCUCUUCACAGUGGGGAUGAAAUGGUACAUUCAGCAACCAUGAGCCAUUCUACAUCUAGGGACGACUUUUAUACGCCUGAAAGGGGUGAUACUAUGCAUGAUACGCAAAAAGCGACUGGAACUAUGCCACACAAUGCUUUCCAUUCUUCUGCUACAGCCAUGUCAGCGAUCAGCCCAUCUUGGGAGUAUCAUGAUGUUUCUCCUGGAUACGGUCCACGGUAUAUACAUCCUGGUCUCGACUAUUACAACCCCGCGAUGGAGCGUUCAAGAGCGGAACUAUCAUCCUCACCAUGGGCCAUGAAUAUGAGCUAUGUUAUGCUACCAGAGGAUGACUCUGCUGCUCGGUUCUACACUACUGCACACUCUGGCAUGUUCAUGCACCAGCCAGCGCAGGCCACGGCUUUCCCAACUCAAUCGGAUUGGUUUCACACUCCAGAAUGCCAAUUGAUAUACCAGCCAUCAUAAUCAUAAUGUACCCUCCGCCAUGGUACCAGACGACCUUCUUUUACACCCUUAAUGCGCUUGAACCGACAUGUGUCUUUGUUAUUUUCAUACCCCGAAUUGUCUAAUAUAUCCAAUAUAUCCUUUUGUCGUGAGUUUGAGAUGUAUAAGC